AUGAUACCAACAGAAGCACGCACUCUUAGAGACUUAGUACAUAAUUCAAAAUGUAUAGGUGGAAAUUAUGGUAGUUUGGCAAAAUCAAAAAUAUUUCCAACAUUUUACAUUGUUCACAAAGUCGAAUCAGAUGAUACGUUACAAAGGCUUGCAUUGAAAUAUAGUAUUAAUAUUCAAGAAAUCAAACGAGUUAAUAAAUUAUGGUCCGAUGCUGAAUUAGGUUUAUUAGAACAUGUAUAUAUUCCUAUUAAUUCUCCACAAAUAUCAGUACUUCGAACUCAAUAUCCGACAUUAGAUAUUGUUCAAAAUUUACCAUUAUUAACAAAUCCUCAUCGAAAAUCCUCGAUAAAUACAAAUACAACUGAUGAAACAACUUCAUCUAAUCGAUCAUCUGAUAGUUUAAUUUCCAUAUCAACAACAAAUAAUUCAUCUUAUCAAGAUUAUCUGUCGAAAAUAGAUCAACAAAUACAAUUAACAAGAAAAUCGUUACAAUUAAUGGAUAUCAAAGGACAACAUUUAAAUUCAGAAUCUCAUGAAAUAUUUCCUUCACAUGUUUCUAAUAAGAAUAAUACAAAUUCUUGUAAAAAUAAUCGUACUACUACUCGAAAUAAUGAACAACCUACAAGUGCACAUCAUCGAUCUGAUAAUAGUGUAUUUUUAAAUAACACAACAUACAAUUCACGUGAAAAAUAUAUAUCAGCUGCUCUUGAACGAAUACAACGAGAAAAAGAUGAUUUUGAUGAACUGUAG
Messenger RNA from Rotaria sp. Silwood2, 750 nucleotides. The record is from the annotation of a GenBank genome assembly. Lineage: Eukaryota; Metazoa; Rotifera; Eurotatoria; Philodinida; Philodinidae.